Molecule: messenger RNA, 921 nt
Organism: Staurois parvus
Lineage: Eukaryota; Metazoa; Chordata; Amphibia; Anura; Ranidae
Source: the annotation of a GenBank genome assembly
UGGCAACGAAGUUUGUGCCAACUGUUGCAUCUUACAGGAAAAAUUCGUAUAGCUACAGAAGGAAUAAAUGGUACUGUAGGGGGAAGCAAGGUCUCCACCAAAAUUUACAUCGACACUAUGCUUUCACACCCUCUGUUUAAACACAGUAUGUGCCUGGAGGAUUUCAAGACAAGUGAAGGGGAUGCACAUUGUUUUCCCGACCUUCGUGUUGGAGUUUUCCAAGAAAUCGUGCCAAUGGGUGUUGAUCCACACAAAGUCAGCUAUAAAGAAACAGCUAUGCAUCUCUCUCCGGAGGAGUUUCAUAAAAGAGUGGAACAAUAUUUGUCUGCAUCUCUUCAUGAACACAAGGACACAAUUUUGCUGGAUUGCCGGAAUUUUUAUGAAAGCAAAAUUGGGCAGUUUCAGAAUUGUCUAGCUCCAGACAUCAGGAAAUUUAGCUACUUUCCAGACUAUGUUGAUCAAAAUCUGGACUUAUUUAAGGAUAAGACUGUGUUAAUGUACUGUACAGGAGGAAUUCGCUGUGAACGUGGUUCGGUUACCUCAGGUCAAAGGCUGUUUGCAGAGAAGUCUACCAGCUAAAGGGGGGCAUCCAUAAAUACUUAGAACAGUUCCCAGAUGGCUUUUUUUAGGGGAAAGCUGUUUGUUUUUGAUGGACGGUAUACCAUUUCUUCUAACGAUGACAUCAUAUCAAGUUGCCAUUACUGUGGCUUGGCCUGGGACAAAUACAAGUUAUGCUCUACUCAUCGCUGCUGCCAGCUGGUGCUGACCUGCACAAAGUGUCAGGAGCAAGGGCUCACUGCCUGCUGUCAUACAUGCCAGGAGAAAGAGCUUAGCAAUCAGUAUGACAGAGACCAGCAACAUUACAAAGAAGAAUGUGAAUGUACACAGAAAAGGCCUAAGAUUCCAAAAGAAACUCUUUAG